Umbelopsis ramanniana AG is the source of this 873-nucleotide messenger RNA. RefSeq lists its product as uncharacterized. The transcript has a single exon. Gene Ontology annotation, biological process: deoxyribonucleotide catabolic process; carbohydrate catabolic process. The record is from RefSeq and is a predicted model, not a curated record. Lineage: Eukaryota; Fungi; Mucoromycota; Umbelopsidomycetes; Umbelopsidales; Umbelopsidaceae. The coding region runs from base 67 to 843 and encodes 258 amino acids. Gene Ontology annotation, molecular function: deoxyribose-phosphate aldolase activity. Gene Ontology annotation, cellular component: cytoplasm.
GCGCCUUUUUCCAUAAAAUUGGAACCACAAGUACUACCUUUUCUCUGAAUUUCAAAAAACAACACCAUGGAAAACUCAAAUAUCACUGUGACUAUACAAGAUAUCGCCAAGAUGAUCGAUCACUCUUUGUUGCAUCCGACAAUGACGGAUGAGGAUCUAAAACAAGGGUGCCAGCUCGCAAAGGACUUGAGCCUUGCCUCAGCGUGCGUCAAGCCUUAUGCAACCUCAAUGGCUAAGAACUAUCUAUCAGGAACUGACGUACUGGUUUGUCCUGUGAUUGGUUUUCCUGCUGGAAAUAGCUCUAUCCGAGUGAAAGUGUUCGAAGCUCAGCAAGUCGUCGAGGAGGGUGCCCAGGAAGUUGACAUGGUCGUUAACGUUGGAAAAGUUCUCGGAUUGCAAUGGGAUUACAUCUACGAAGAAAUCAACGCCAUCAAUUCUACUGUUGUUGCCGGUGGAGCUAUCCUCAAAGUUAUUUUUGAAACGGAUUAUUUGCAAAGUCAACAUAUCAUCAAAUUGUGCGAAAUUUGCUCAAAGAUUGGUGUAGCCUUCGUCAAAACAUCCACUGGCUACGGGUUCGUUAAACAGAACAAUGCAUAUAACUAUACAGGCGCAACCAUUGAAAACUUAAAGCUUAUGAGAGAGUACUGUCCUCCAAAUGUCCAGAUCAAAGCUGCAGGUGGUGUUCGUACGCUCGACGAUUUAUUGACGGUCAGGUCCAUUGGCGUUAGUCGCAUUGGGGCCACCGCGAGCCAAGCCAUCAUAGAUGAGGCUAUGAAGCGAGGAAUAUCAGAUACUCCAACUACUGUUACUUUUAUCUAUGGCCUUGGAGCAAAAUCUCAAUAAAUAAUAAAGUAUUACUCUGAAAGCUGAACA